UGCCGUUGUGCGCUACUCUAUUCCCCCAUUACCAUAGAGCAUAUUCCCCCUUUCGCCUUUAUUAUAUGGAAAGAGCAGACAGGCGCUCUAGGAACGAGACACCAGAAGAGGGAAGGACAGCCCCCAUUCCUCUAUGAUAAGGAGGAAGAUCCCUGGGCUGCAGUUCUCCUCUACCGCUUAGCCUUCACUAUAACGAAGGGUCCCUUCCUGGGGCCUGCCUGUUCGCCCUCCUCUCCCGGAUGCCGUUGCUCUCCAGUGUUCACCGGGGCCUCCCCUUGCCAUCCCCUCCUCAUCGGUUGGCCCUCAUCUCUGGCCCAUACUCCUAUUACCACUACGGCUGUGACAGCGUGGACGACCGAGGAUGGGGCUGUGGCUACCGCACGCUCCAAACGGUGUGCUCCUGGCUGGCAGCGGCCGGCAGAGGAGAGGUUCCUUCCUGCCCUGUGCCUUCCCUGAAGGAGAUGCAGAACUCCCUGGUGGAGAUGGGGGACAAGCGCCCUUCGUUCACUGGCUCCCGGGACUGGAUUGGCACGGUGGAAGCAGCCUUGUGCAUGGACCAUUUUUACGCUGUGCCGGGCAAACUGAUCCACAUUCCCCAUGGGCGAGAUUUGGAAAAGGAGCUGGAGACUUUGUAUGCCCAUUUUCAGGGAGGUGGGGGCCCCGUUAUGAUGGGAGGAAACAGGGAUAACUCUUCCAAGGGGUUGUUGGGAGUCUGCUCUAGUGCCAAAGGACAUCACCUCCUAGUUCUUGAUCCACACUAUUAUGGCAAGGCCGGGUCUGUCACCAAGGAGGAGCUGCAAGAGGCUGGCUGGGUGUCUUGGAGGGAACUUGGGACCUUCGAAGCGGGCUCCUUCUACAAUCUCUGCCUGCCCCAAUUCUGGAGAAAAGGAUGCCCUGUGUGAAUUGUCAGUUUGAGGAAGGAGGUGUCAUUCUUGGCCAAAUACUAAAGCUGAGACAUCAUGACAGAAGCUGCUUGCGAGCUGUUAGCAUGCACAGAUGGACAUUAGUGCCUUAGGAGGGAGCCAGAAGGGAACGGAGUGCCACAGCUGGUAUCGACGGACUAUCACAGAUGGGGAAGGGAGGAGGCAGCAGCCUAACCUUGGAACUGCAGGAGGGGCCUUGCUUGGUGGCAGAGAGCACGUGCUUGGUCUGCAGAAGGGCCUGUGUUCAGUCCCUGGCAGCUCUUCAUUUCAAGGACCAGAUGGCACAGCCUUUCCCAAACUGGUGCCCUCCCGGUGUUUUGGACCACAACUUCCAUCAACCCCAGCCAGCAUGGAUGUGUAAUGCUGGGGCUAAUGGGAGCACAGCCAUGUUGGCUGGGGCUGAUGGGAAUUGUAGUCCAAAACAUCUAGAGGGCACCAGGCUGGGGUAGGGGAUGAUGGCGGUUAUCCCAGAGAGUUGCUGCCAGUCAAAGCAGAGCAAACUGGGUUACAAGCUAAUGACCUGAUUAUAAGGCAGAUUCCUAUGUUCCCUGACAUGUAAGAAUGGUGGAAAAGGAAAUAAUCUUAUGUUACAGAAGCAGCUGGCAUGUGUUUGUUCAAGAUAUUCAGGGGGGGGGCUUUGUUCUAAAGAAGCAUCUUUGAUAAAGGAGUUCAUGGUAAGAUGUCUUCACAAGGAGCCCAUUUUCACCCCUGGCUCUAGCAGACUAGCCACUGUGGCCUUGCAAAGGUCCAGUACCCCAAAUCAAGUCACAGAAUGGAAGACGGCACAUCUAGAGGCAGUGGUGAAAAUGAAUUCUGAGCCUGACUCCAGUGAGUUCCAGAGGCUUCUCUGACCUCUUUGCGCUGCAUCUUUGAUCCCGGUUGCUUUUAUGAGGCAGACAAGAAUGCCAGCAAGUCAUAGAGUUCUGCUGAAGCUGGGAAACAGAUCUGCCUCCUUCCCCACAUGGCAACGGAGCCGUCCAGCCCAGGCUGACAGCAAACAAAAAUGGAAACAUUCCUCUGGACUCGCUAUUUCCUGAAGACUUGAGAAAGUUGACUCUCCCUGAACUAAGCAAGAAUAAACUGGAAUUGAUAAACUUGA
Molecule: messenger RNA, 2022 nt
Organism: Rhineura floridana
Lineage: Eukaryota; Metazoa; Chordata; Lepidosauria; Squamata; Rhineuridae
Gene: UFSP1
Product: UFM1 specific peptidase 1 (inactive)
Exons: 2
Coding region: 240-902 (220 amino acids)
Source: RefSeq, a predicted model, not a curated record